CAUGAGAGGAAGCGUAUAAAGAGUAGAAACAGCAAGAGAUUUUUUUUUGCUACUCCUUGACGACAGCUCAGAUUGCAAAAUCAUCAUGUGCAUAUACUGCAACUUGGUAUUGGUGGUACUUGUGCUUGCUUUAAAUAGUCAAGCUCAUGCAGGAAGAAUCAUUGGAGGCCAUGAGAGUGAAAACAAGAGCAGACCAUACAUGGUGUAUGUGGAAGGCUAUGAUGAAAAUAAUGAUGGAAAUAAUGUAAAUUUCACCUGUGGUGGAUUCCUUGUGAGAGAAGACUUUGUAAUGACUGCCGCCCACUGCAAGGCCAAGUCCUAUAAUGUCUGUUUUGGGAUGAACAGACUUGAUGACAACGGGAUGAAAUGUUCUUCUGUUAAAGAACAUUUUCCACAUGAGGAUUACAAUGAAAAAACUCUCACAAAUGACAUCAUGCUAUUGAAGUUGUCCAACAGAGCUGCUUGCAAAAAAAGAAUGAAACCAAUUGCAAUGGCAGACAAGGCUGACAACUCUCCGAAAAUGUGUUUAGUCAUUGGCUGGGGAAUAACAGACAAUGGUAAAACUUCUUCAAAACUCAUGGAGGUCAAUGUGACUCUCACUGACGAUGAAAUGUGUACCGAGGAAAAAGCUUUCUAUUCCAAAGGGAAGAAGGGACCAGCUGGGGGAGAUUCUGGUGGUCCAUUAGUCUGCGAGAAUGGAAAGGCCUAUGGAGUGAUCUCAGGACAUCAGGAAGAUCUGACCAAAUACACCAAGAUACCUGAAUAUAUGGAUUGGAUUAAAGAGAUUAUGCAACCGAAAUCAGCAUUAGACUGAAUUUGAAUUUAAUGCAUUAAACGUGAAGCAUUUACAUUUCUGUUUUACUGUUCCUUAAUAAAACCUACCUUUGCUAU
This is a messenger RNA of Cyprinodon variegatus (sheepshead minnow), 891 nucleotides long. RefSeq names its product mast cell protease 1A-like. The record is from RefSeq and is a predicted model, not a curated record. The transcript is spliced from 5 exons. Lineage: Eukaryota; Metazoa; Chordata; Actinopteri; Cyprinodontiformes; Cyprinodontidae. The coding region runs from base 86 to 814 and encodes 242 amino acids. Gene Ontology annotation, molecular function: serine-type endopeptidase activity. Gene Ontology annotation, biological process: proteolysis.